Apaloderma vittatum (bar-tailed trogon) is the source of this 1620-nucleotide messenger RNA. Its product is annotated as ankyrin repeat and SOCS box protein 3-like. Gene Ontology annotation, biological process: intracellular signal transduction. Gene Ontology annotation, molecular function: protein binding. The record is from RefSeq and is a predicted model, not a curated record. NCBI's taxonomy places the organism in Eukaryota, Metazoa, Chordata, Aves, Trogoniformes, Trogonidae.
AUGGAUUUCACAGAAGCCUAUUCAGAUCGAUGUUCUGCCGUGGGGCUUGCAGCCAGAGAAGGAAAUGUCAAAAUGCUGAGGAAACUAAUCAAGCAGGGAUACAGCAUCGAUGUGCCAGACAACAGGGGGUGGGUGCCAAUCCACGAAGCUGCAGCUCACCAUUCGGGUGAAUGCCUGAGGCUGUUAGUACAUGCAGCCCCAUCAGAUGACUACAUAAAGUCCAAGACAUUUGAAGGAUUGUGUGCACUGCACCUUUCAGCACGCCACGGGUCUGUGGAAGGUGUUCGUGUUCUUCUGGAAGCUGGGGUUGACCCCAAUGAAAUUACCACCGAAGGAACCACCCCCCUGUUCCUAGCUGUUGAAAAUAGACAUGCAGACGUUGUAAAGUUUUUGCUCCAACAUGGAGCAAAUGUUGAAGGAUCUCAUUCUUGGUCUGGAUGGAAUUCUUUGCACCAAGCUUCUUUUCAGGGAUGCACUGAGAUAAUGAAAGUACUCCUGGAGAAAGGGGCAAGCAAGGAAUGCCAGGAUGACUUUGGAAUUACGCCUUUGUUUGUUGCUGCUCAGUAUGGGAAGCUGGAGAGUUUAAGACUGCUUGUGUCCCAUGGUGCAGACAUAAACUGCCAAGCGAAGGACAGAGCCACUCCACUGCUGAUCGCUGCGCAGGAGGGCCACACUGAGUGCGUGGAGCUGCUGCUCUCGAACGGGGCAGAUCCAAACCUCUUCUGCUCGCUGCCGAUCCACGCAGCGGCUGAGAUGGGCCACGCAAAGAUAUUGGAGUUGCUAAUACCAAUUACAGAUCGGAUCUGUGACAAAGGCGAAGGCAAAGUGAGCCCUGUGUAUUCAGCAGUAUAUGGUGGUAACAGAGAAUGUCUGGAAAUGUUACUUAAAGAAGGCUACAGCCCAGAUGCUCAGGAGUGCCUCAACUUUGGCUGCCGAUCACCCAUGUGUAUGGUCUUCCAGAAAGAGUUUUUUUAUUUCAUUGAUAUUUUCCUGAAAUAUGGAAUCACCUUGCUUGGGAUUAAUUUGGGAUAUUGCCUGUUCCAUGAAAAGUUUACUUUGUUUCAACGCUUCUUGAAGCUGGGCUGUUCGCUGCCUUCUGGGGACCAGUUAUCGGAGUUCAUAAGCUACACAAUUAAGGUGCACAAGGAGUACAAGGAAUGGCUGCCUUACCUCCUCUUGGCUGGUUUUAAUCCAGUGAAUUUAAUGUGCAGGUUUUGGAUUUUCUCUGUGAGCGAGAACGUCCUUAAUUUCAUCCUGGAGUUCACAAACUGGAAGAGACUCCCUCCAGCUGUAGAGCAAGACCUUUCAGACUACAAAGAGAAGUUCGCCUGGACUGCUAAGAGCCGUUUUGCUGUCAUUCCUUCCCUUUCCCAUCUUUGUCGUCUUGAGAUCCGGUCCGUUUUAACAAGUGAACAUCUGCGAUCAGACCGGUUUAUCCGGGAAUUGCCAUUGCCAGCUUGUCUCCAGGACUACCUUCUCUACUUAGAUGUACUGCGGGUCAACGCUAUCCCAGGAGCAGAGGUUUAUCUGGGGCAGGGAGAGGAGGCAGCUCCCUCUGCCAGUCACUGCGGCGCUGGAGAUGCAGAGAGGAGGGACGCCUGUAAUGCCAGUGCUAGGUGA